Naumovozyma castellii is the source of this 2175-nucleotide messenger RNA. It is a transcript of the gene NDT80, whose product is annotated as transcription factor NDT80. NCBI's taxonomy places the organism in Eukaryota, Fungi, Ascomycota, Saccharomycetes, Saccharomycetales, Saccharomycetaceae. The record is from RefSeq and is a predicted model, not a curated record. The coding region runs from base 1 to 2175 and encodes 724 amino acids. The transcript has a single exon.
AUGGUGGCGACGAUGAAUAGACAACGCCUAAGGAAGAAAUUAAAAUUAGAGCCGACAAGAGAGAAGUCAUCGGGAGAUGGGGAAUAUACUCAGAUCCCUAAGCAAGAUACCGAUUUUCAGGUAAUUAAUUCAGAGGGAAAUGCUUUGUUAACUGAUGACGGGAUGAUUAUGACUCGCAUUAAUGAUGACGGUAGUACAUCCAACUACUUUGAUAAAAGAAAAUUGAAGAUCGCACCAAGAUCAACUUUACAAUUUAAGGUUGGACCACCAUUUGAACCUCACAAAAAGUAUGGCAAUAUUUUUGAUAAAAGAACCGAGAAAUUAGUCCAGUUUAAGGUAGUCCCCAGGAUAGAUAGAGGAUUUGAUCAUAUUGAUGAAGAAUGGGUUGGAUACAAGAGGAAUUAUUUUUCGUUAGUCUCAAGUUUUGAAAUACAAGAUUACAAACUAGAAGACUUUUUGGAUGGUUCAUAUAAACUGGAAAUGGAUGGCCACUAUCAUAAUGUAAACUAUUUUGCCAUUAAUAUAAAAGCAAGAACAGCUGAUGAGUUAUCUGAGAUAAAUCUAGUUCAGCAUACCGCAAAAAGAGACAAGGGACCACAGUUUUCUCCCACUAUGUGUCCUUUAAUUCCAUCGGUGCUACCUCAACAUCAGAUUAUUAGAGAGGUGUCAAAUGUGAGAAAUGUACAAAAAAUGAAGAAAUAUGAUUCAACUUUUUAUUUUCAUCGAGAUCAAAAAUUAUCACAAUUCCAGCCUGGAAGUUUAUUAUUUUCCUAUCCUGAUGAUUGUAUUCAAAAGGUAGCUCGGUAUGAGAGGGUACAGUUUUCUUCUUCAAUCAAUGUCAAGAAGCCAGAUCAACAGAACAAAUAUUUCAAGCUGCAUGUGUUAUUCGGGGUUGUUAUAACGGCAACUGCCUAUGAGGUAUCCCAAUUCCCAUGCUCUUAUGAUAAAAUCACGACAGCUGAUGAUACGGAGUGCUAUUUCAUACAUUUACAAGAAUUAAUAACUCCCCCACUUAUUAUAAGAGGAAGGUCUCCCUCAAACUAUACAUCUUCAAAACAAUUAACCUUGACACAAUCACAAUUAAACGGUAAACCACAUAACCAAAAACUGAUACAAUUACCUCAGUCUAUCCAAUUGCAAGGUAAGGAGAACUUACCAAAUUUUCAUCUUAACUCAUCUUCGAAAAGAAAAUCUUCAAAUGCUUCAAAUACAUCAAAUACUUCAGAUACUUCAGCUACUUCAAAGAAGUGGAAUAAGGUUGAACAUUCUUCAAAAUCGAGAAAGAAAAUUAAAAGUAAACUGAAUGAAGCAAAACAAGUAGAUUCUAGGUCGGAAACGGAUAUUAAAGAACCCAGAAUGUUGUCAGUUUCUACACCAUAUAUAGCAGAUAUUGAUCUAAGAAGACCAAUAAAACGAGAUGCUCAAGUCGUUAAUGGUCCUUAUAUCUCCAUCAUAGAAUGCCCUUCAACGGAGAAGCCCUUAUUGCCGGAUUCUAAAAGGAGUCCGCACAGAGUUCAAACAAUUGAGCAUAUUGAAAAUGAUUUAUACUCGAAUACUUAUACUAGACAAGUACCAACUCUGCAAAAUGAGCAAAUGCAUAAAAUUCCAUCAAUGUUUGAAUAUGAUCCAUUAAAUCUAGAGCAGGUAGCAGUAAAUUUAAAGGAUAUUGAAUUGAAACCAAUAUAUUCUAUUAGUAAAACUAGAGUUUUCAUUGUAGACCCCGUCAAGGUGAAGGAUACUAGAAAUGCAACAACCACUAUUCCAAGUAUGACAUCUAUUAGACCGCCUGAUUCUCUGUUGGGGAAUAAUAAAAUGCAACGCCCUCGAAGUAUAGCUACGGCAUAUUAUUCGAGAGCUUCCGAAAACACUUCUUUUGACGAUUCUACUGUCUCUAAUCUGUCAUAUCCUGUGGUGGUAAAUAACUCUAAACCAGGUACGGCACAUUUGCUGUUUUCCAGGGUAUCAUCAAAGGCAGAGGGUAAUAAACUAAGUUCUAGAGAAAGUAAUUAUUUAGCCAAUAUUUCGAAUUAUGAAAUGUUUACCUCUUUAGAAUCUCGACAAAAACUUCAACAAUUUAUCAAAUCAGGAAAGCAAAAUUACAAGGCAGACCAUUUACCUUCUGAAAUAAUAAGUGCUGGAUGUUUCCUGGAAGAUGAUAGCUUCUAUAUUCAUUAA